Molecule: messenger RNA, 660 nt
Organism: Prosopis cineraria
Lineage: Eukaryota; Viridiplantae; Streptophyta; Magnoliopsida; Fabales; Fabaceae
Product: P34 probable thiol protease-like
Exons: 3
Coding region: 1-660 (219 amino acids)
Cellular component (GO): lysosome
Molecular function (GO): cysteine-type endopeptidase activity
Source: RefSeq, a predicted model, not a curated record
AUGACUUCUCUCAUCUCUAAGUCUCUCUUUCUUCUUGUGUUCCUCUUCUUUUCCAACAUAUGUCUCUCCUUCAGUAUUCCUAGUGAGUACCCCAUUCUAAGUGAUGACGAUGUUGAUAAAUUAGACAAGUUCACUUCAGAGGAAGACAUUCGUGAGCUAUUCCGAAUGUGGCAGAAGAAAUACGAACGAGAAUACGGAUCAAGAGAUGAGAAGGAAAACAGAUUUGAGAUUUUCAAAAGCAAUUUGAAGUAUAUCGUGGAGAAGAAUUCCAAGACAACAUCCUACCGUUUGGGUUUGAAUCAGUUCUCAGAUUUGGCUUUCGAGGAAUUCAGCAAAACAUACUUGGGUCAUCAGCAACCCGAAAAAUUGAUUGCUGCAACUAUUGAUGGCUAUGUAAAUAAGACAUACAAAUCAGAAAGUGCUCUCUUCUGUGCCGCUGCUAAGCAGCCAGUCAGUAUUUCUGUCAAUGUUACGAGAGAUUUCUCGUACUACCAGCAAGGAGUCUUUGAUGAUAUCAUCAUCCACGAAGAACGACCGUGUAGAGUUAAUCAUGCUGUGUUGCUCGUUGGAUAUCGUUCAAUUUUUGGUCAACGUUAUUGGAUUGUGAAGAACUCGUGGGGACACUCAUGGGGACAAGAUCUUCAUCAGAAGAAACCCUAA